GGCAGAGUUCUCCCUGUGGCCGCCAUUAGAGAAAGGAAUCCAUGAAUUCAAAUGGAAACCAGCAGGAACACAGAUCGAGUAUACGCUUUUAAAUGAAAAUGAGCCAUUUCGUGUAGUUUCUCGUCACCUUUCGACGCUUUCAACGCGGAAUGUUUUUCGUUUUUAAACAGCUUUCGGCGGGGAUGGAGGUAUAAGAGAGUCGUUUUUAAGCUAAAACCGUUUUUAACCCAAGGGGGAGGGGGGAGAGUUGCCUCUUUUUGCUUUCCUUUUUUUCUAUUUUAACAGCACAUUCCUCCUCUAUUUUUACAUGUAAUCUAUUCCCCCACAACCUCGUCGACGGUUGAAGCCGUUCUUUUUUUAAAUUCUAAUUCGGGCUGGACGCGGGAGGCGCGAGCGAUCGAAUGGGGCUGUUGAAUUCCAUUCCCCCACCGAUUGUUUAAAAAUAAUUCCGUUCACAUUCGACUCGAAAUCGGAGAAACCUUUUUCUUUUUCAAUGGAAAGCCCGCUGAUGGGAUGUUCGAGCGCGCAGUGAAAGGAUGAGUUCUUGUUUCGUACCGAACGGGGCCAGCUUGGAGGACUGCCAUUCCAAUCUAUUCUAUCUGGCUGAUUUGACAGGGAUAAAAUGGAAGAGGUACGUGUGGCAAGGUCCCACCUCGGCACCCAUUCUGUUCCCGGUCACCGAGGAGGACCCCAUCCUCUGCAGCUUCAGCCGCUGUUUGAAGGCGGAUGUGCUGAGCGUGUGGAGGCGGAGCCAGAGGCAGGGACGCCGGGAGCUGUGGCUCUUCUGGUGGGGUGACGAUCCCAACUUCUCUGAGCUCAUCCACCACGAACUGACAGGCGAGGAUGAUGGUGUGUGGGAAAGCGGUCUGUCCUACGAAUGUCGAACUCUUCUCUUCAAGGCCAUUCACAAUCUGCUGGAGCGCUGUCUGAUGAACCGUAGUUUCGUACGCAUUGGAAAAUGGUUCGUCAAACCCUACGAAAAGGACGAGAAGCCCAUUAACAAGAGAGAACACCUGUCUUGCUCUUUCACGUUCUUCCUGCAUGGAGACAGUAAUGUGUGCACAAGCGUGGAGAUCAACCAGCACCAGCCCGUGUACCACCUGAGUGAGGAGCACCUGACACUGGCCCAGCAGGCCUCCAGCCCAUUCCAAGUGAUUCUGAGUCCAUUUGGACUGAACGGGACAUUGACUGGUCAGUCCUUCAAACGGUCCGACCCUCCGACACAGAAGCUCAUUGAAGAAUGGAACCAGUUCUAUCCCAUCAGCCCGACCUCCAAGGAGAGCACAGAGGACAAAAUGGAGGACAUCGACUGGGAGGAUGACUCUCUGGCAGCAGUGGAAGUGCUUGUCGGUGGUGUGCGCAUGGUGUAUCCUGCAUGUCUGGUGUUAGUCCCGCAGUCAGGCAUCCCCACUGUAACACCUAUGGGGUCCUCGCACUGCACUGCUGUCUAUUCAAAUGGCCAUCAAGUGCCUACUUCAAACCGUGACCCUGCCAUCUCUUCAGUGACCCUGACUCCUCCCACCUCACCUGAGGAGGCUCAGACAGGUAAACAUGCCUCAACCUUGACACAAACCCAUGCCCAUCUCAUGGCCAGCAUUACACUCUCAAACUUUUUGUCUUUUUUUCUUUCUCUAGUUCACUCUCACUCUGCACAGAAGUGGAUGCGGUUGCCUGUGGCGAUGGAUGGAUUCAGUGUUGACAGCACCAGUCAUCACGGUGGCAAGAUUCCACGCAGGAUGGCAAGUCAGGUGGUUGAGAGUGUUUGGCAGGAGUGCAACAUCAACCGAGCUCAGAACAAACGGAAAUUCUCUGCUACAGCCUCCAAUGGGACCAGCGAGGAGGAGACGCUGAUGAAAGUGGGCUCCUGGGACUUUGUCGACUCCACACAGAGAUCAAGCUGCAACUGUUCGAGGCACAAAACGCUGAAGCAGAGAGCAGGCAGCACGCCUGGUCAGCCACCCACCGCCGGACAGACGCAGCAGUCAACCAUCAAGCACAAAGCUGGGGAGAAGCCCGAAAAGGGCGACAAGCAGCAGAAACGCCCGCAGACGCCCUUCCACCAUCGCAACUCAGUCUGUGAAGAUGUCUCCAUGGAAACCGAUGCUUCUGCGGGCCAGCGGUUGGCUCUAAGAGGUCAAGAGGGUGGACGGUUUCCAGGACUUCGCCCAUCUGAUGUGAGCACUGGCUCAAAACCUCCACAACUGCACAGCGGGGGCGGGGCUACCAUAGAUAGCAAUGGCUCGACGGAGAUGGUCGGCUCUCCUCAGCCACCACCACUGAGCCCUCACCCUUGUGAACGUGGCGAGGAAGCCUCGGAUGGCAUUAAGAACCCCUCCACACCACACAGCCAACAUUUUUACCCUCCUUCCGCAGAGCCAUGCCUCCUGCCCCAAAAAGGCCCAGAUGAUGCCCGUUUGGAGCCGCUCACCCAACCUUUUCCCCCUACAUACCCUGAGCCCCUGGAACCCACCCCGUACAUCAGUGCAGCAGUAAACCUGGAUGACGAUGGGAGUCACGCGCCGUGGAGAUUCUUCAACCUGCCCCGUAGGAAAGAUGCAGAGGUUCCCACGCCAUCACUACCAGGAGAUAAACUCAGAGAAGAGGUCUCACUCGGAGCUGAAGGGAUUAUGUCUGUUACUGAGUUAAUGGUUUCCUCCAAAAGACCACUCAAGGUCUCAGAUGAACGGAUCCAGACGUACCUGCAGCGACAGAACCAGCACCUGGCUGCAGCCAUCACAGACGGCGACCAUGAGCCUGAGGUCGACCCCUACGCCUUUGUUGAUGGAGAUGUUAAGUUCACCUUCUCGGAUAAGAAAGACAAAGCGGGGGGAGAUAGAGAACCAGGGAAGAAACACAAGGGAGAAGAUGGCAGUGCUGCACUAUCAGAUGAUGCUCAGCGGGCUGCGGCCCAUAACCGGGCUGCUUCCACCAGUCUCAUACAUGAUUCAGACCUUGCAGUCUCCUUCAAAGACCUGGACAACCUCUUCAACUCAGAUGAGGACGAACAAACACCUGGAGCACGGAGAGCUGUAAAUGGAGCAGAUGAGAAGUUUGGCAGCAAAGAGUCGAAGCCAGCCACACUGGACCCUGUCUCCUGUAUAAGCACGGCUGAUCUACACCAGAUGUUCCCUACGCCUCCAUCUUUAGAGCAGCACAACAUGGGUUACUCUCCCAUGAACAAAGAGUAUGGAUGUAUGGAGCCAGGCUCUGGCCUCAACACUCUAGAUGGCCCUACUGCUCUGUGUGGUCAGUUUAAAAUUGAGGUGGAGGAGAGUUUCUGCAGCCCCAAACCUUCUGAAAUCAAGGACUUCUCAUUUGUGUACAAGCCUGACUUGUGUCAGCCGUUUGUGGGCUGUUCCAUGUUUGCCCCCCUGAAGUCUUUGCCCAGUCAGUGCCUGCCCCCUAUCAAACUGCCUGAUGAGUGUGUUUACAGGCCAAGCUGGACAGUGGGAAAACUAGAACUACUCAACUCUGUACCUGCUAUGACCAUUUUCAGCAAGGAUGGUGAAUGCAAUGCUUUGGAACAAGAGUACAUCCAGACGUAUACCCCUCAGACCCACACGCCAUUCUUGUCCAACAGCGCUCCGCCCAGCAACAGCGGCACAAGCAUCCUACCAUCCCCUGCCACACCUCGCUUCUCAGCUCCCACCCCUCGUACCCCAAGGACACCCAGGACCCCCAGAGGCCCAGCUAGUGUGCAAGGUUCUCUCAAAUAUGAGAACUCGGACCUGUACUCGCCAGCCUCUACGCCCUCCACCUGCAGGCCGCUCAACUCUGUCGAGCCUGCAACGGUUCCCUCCAUCCCCGAAGCCCACAGCCUAUACGUCAACCUCAUCCUGUCGGAGUCGGUCAUGAACCUGUUCAAGGACUGCAACUUCGACAGCUGCUGUAUCUGCGUCUGCAACAUGAACAUCAAAGGUGCUGACGUGGGCAUUUACAUCAACGACCCAAACAUGGAGGCCCAGUAUCCCUGUGGGUGUGGCUUCAGCGCUGUCGUCAAUCGGCGCUACGGUAAUGGCUCUGGCCUUUUUCUGGAAGAUGAGCUGGAUGUCAUUGGACGGGGUUCAGACGUGAGCCAGGAGGUGGAGAAGCGCUUUGAGGUGAUACGGAGCACGUCGCUGGAGAAGACAGGGGGUGGAGGCAAGGAUCGAGUCCCGGACGAGCUUCUCUCUCUCCUGCAGGAUCAGUGCACUAAUCCCUUCUCCCCUAUGCUGGCUUUGGACCCUGAGGGUCUGUCUUGCCAAGGGCCAGGGGGCACCACUGUACCACCAUGUGUGCGUGUGGAGGAAAGGGACUUCCACAAUGACUGUUACCUGGCUCUAGAACAUGGGCGGCAAUUCAUGGAUAACAUGUCCGGUGGGAAGGUAGAUGAGACGCUGGUGAAGAGCACGUGUUUGCACCAUUGGGCCAAACACAGCGCAGUGGAUGUGAGCGGGCUGUGCUCUCAGGAUGUGUUGAGAGUUCUCCUCUUUCUUCAGCCUGUUCUUCAGGAUGCCAUCCAGAAGAAGAGGACUGUUCGCUCAUGGGGAGUCCAGGGGCCUCUCACAUGGCAGCAGUUUCACAAGAUGGCUGGAAGAGGGUCUUAUGGCACCGAUGAGUCUCCGGAGCCGCUGCCCAUUCCUACCUUCUUGGUUGGGUAUGAGUAUGACUUUGUUGUGCUGUCUCCCUUCGGCCUGCCAUACUGGGAGAAGCUACUGCUGGAUCCCUUUGGCUCCCAGAGAGAUGUGGGUUAUCUGGUCCUCUGCCCGGACAGUGAUGCUCUCCUCUCUGGAGCCAAGAGCUUCUUCAGAGAGUUGACAGUGGUCUAUGAGUCUUGUAAGCUUGGUCAGCAUCGACCAAUCUCCAAAGUGCAUGCUGAUGGCAUUGUUAGGGUGGGUGGAGCUGCUGCCAAUAAGCUCUCAGAGCAGCCAGUCAGUGAUUGGUUCCUGAAAGCAGCUGGUGGUAGCAGUGAUGCGUUUGCCAAGCUGAAGCUGUUUGCCCAAGUCUGCAGACAUGACCUCGCGCCAUACCUCGCUACACAGCCAUUGGACAGCACUCUCUUCAAUCAGCCAACCCCUGUCCCUUCCUCCACCCAGUCAUCUUCCUUGCAAUCCUCAGGCUCCACCUUAUCCAACUCCCACACCUCAAUGGCCUCCGGAGGCUCCGCCCUCAACAACAACAGUGCUGCCAGCAACAGUGGCUCAGGCCUUCCAGGCAACACCAAUAAUACCCCCUCCUCCUCAGGCCCCCAGGGCAGCAGCAUCCAGUCUGCCAAGCCCAGCUCGUUCCCUCCCUUUGGAGGCAUUGGAGUCCAAGGUAACAGCUCCCAGUCUGGGGCUUUGGGCCAGCAGGCUGUCACCCAGAACUCAAGCCUCUCUGGAGACAAUUCAGCCGACAGCAGCCAGACUCAGGGGCCAUCUGAACCACCAGAGAGCACUAUGGGGAGAGAAAAGGUCGGAGUUCCUACAGACGGAGAUUCCCAUGCCAUCACCUACCCACCUGCCAUUAUGAUUUAUAUUGUGGACCCUUUCUCAUAUGAGGAGGCGGAGCCAGGGGUGUCACAAUCUAGCAUGUGGACUCUGGGACUCCUUCGCUGCUACCUGGAGAUGCUGCAGGACCUUCCAGCUCACGUCCGCAACUCUGUGUUUGUACAGAUUGUUCCCUGUCAGUACUUGCUCCAGCCUGUGAAGAAUGAAGAGAGGUACCUCUACUCCCAGCACCUCAAGUCUCUGGCCUUCUCCGUGUUCACCCAGUGCAGAAGACCUCUCCCAAUCUCCACCAAUGUGAAAUCACUGACGGGUUUCGGCCCCGGCCUCGCCCUCGACACUUCCCUCAGGAACCCAGAUAGACCGGAGUGUCUGCGAUUUUACACGCCACCCUUCAUCCUGGCUCCAACAAAAGACAAGCAAACGGAGCUGGGUGAGACCUUCGGAGAGGCAUCUCAGAAGUAUAACGUCCUGUUUGUGGGCUACUGCCUGUCACAUGAUCAAAGAUGGCUGUUGGCUACCUGUACGGACCUGUACGGAGAGCUGCUGGAAACCUGUAUCAUCAGCAUAGACGUACCCAACAGAGCAAGAAGGAAAAAGGGAUCUGCCCGGAAGCUGGGCUUGCAUAAGCUCUGGGAUUGGUGUCUGGGUUUGGUUCAGAUGACAUCAUUGCCAUGGAGAGUGGUGAUUGGCCGGCUUGGACGAAUAGGGCAUGGAGAGUUGCGAGACUGGAGUAUUUUACUGAGCAGACGAAAUCUGCAGUCAGUGUCUCGGAGGCUGAAGGAGAACUGUAGGCUGUGUGGAAUCUCAGCAGCUGACACUCCCAGCAUCCUUAGCGCCUGCCUGGUUGCCAUGGAACCCCAGGGCUCAUUUGUCAUCAUGCCAGACUCUGUGUCAACAGGUUCAGUGUUUGGUCGCAGUACAACUCUGAACAUGCAGACGUCCCAGCUGAGCACCCCGCAGGACACUUCUUGCACACACAUCCUGGUGUUCCCCACCUCUGCUUUUGUGCAAGUCAACAGCUCCAACUACCCACAUGAGAACAUUGACAUUGCCUUUAACCCUUGCAAUGAUGGAUCAGAUCUUUUUGACCUUCUGGAGCAGGAGAAUGACCUGGUUGAUCCUGACAUCAUAAAUAUCCUCCCUGCCUCACCCACCACGUCACCCGUCCACUCACCUGGAUCCCAGUACCACCACGGAGGAGAUGGGAGCAAGGGUCAAAGUACAGAGCGCAUGGAGCCUCAUGAAGAAGCUCCCAAUAUCCUCCAGCAGCCAUUAGCUCUGGGCUAUUUUGUGUCCACGGCUAAAGCAGGUCCACUGCCUGACUGGUUUUGGUCCGCGUGUCCUCAGGCACAAAACCAGUGUCCCCUUUUCUUAAAGGCCUCUCUACACCUCCAUGUGUCUUCAGUGCAAUCGGAUGAACUUUUGCAUAGCAAACAUUCUCACCCUCUAGACUCCAAUCAGACCUCUGAUGUUCUCAGAUUUGUGUUGGAGCAGUACAACGCCCUUUCCUGGCUGACCUGUGACCCUGCGACCCAGGACCGCCGCUCUUGCCUGCCUAUCCAUUUUGUGGUGCUCAAUCAAAUGUACAACUUCAUUACGACCAUGUUGUAACACUCAAAGAGAAGAACUGAGAGCAGGACCUUAUCAGGGAAUGAAAAGGAGAGGAGAAUGAAGAAAAGGUGGAUCUGAAAACAAGCCAACAGAUAACUACAGUGCUGGACUUUAUAUGUACGUGAGUUACAACGGAGAUGAUCUGGGUAGGCCAUCACUACACCUGAGACCCAGCACUGUGGAGGAGAAUCAGGUGUCUGGUGUUUUUAACACUCACUCGACGAGAAAGAGAGGAGAAAUGAGGCCUUGAAUGAGUUUUCAGCAGUGUGGAGGCCAAAGAAGGAAGACGGAAGUGCUGACUGGUGGUGUUCUACAUCCUCGGAUAGCAUGGAUUUGGCCAGUUCUAUAAUCAGUGUGUAUGGAGAAGUAAUCUGUAUAGAAUCUGAUGGAAAAUGACUAUGAUGCUCUAUGAAAUAAGAGAAUGAAAUCUUGGUUUUAAGACCUCUAAUUCCCUGUUUCUUUUGGAUUGGAUAAUAUCCAAAUGAAAUGCCUGCAUCUGUCUUAUUUAUUGUACGUUUUUAAAUGUAUAAUUUGUCUGAUUUCUUAACCUCUUUUAUAUAUAAAAGUUCUAGAAGGUUUGUAUCGCCUUCCUGCUUUAAAGCAAUUGGUCAAAAAUAAAUGUAAUCGUCUUAAUUACAAAAACAAGCCAACAAAAAACCCACUAAAAAGAUGAAUAAAAUAAAGUCGCUGUAGGUUGCUUUUAGAGUAUUAUUUUUUGUAAGGGAGACAGAUUAUUUGUAUUGUCACGAUGUACAGAGGAGACCGGACGGGGGUUUCUGUCCACGCCUUUGCGUGUGGACACAAUUACAGCUAAGCUUUAGCUGCACGGGACUUGUACAGCAAUGAAGUUCACUGUGUUUAAAAAUAAAGAGGUACAUUGUCGUAUAUUGUAUUUUAUACCACACAUUUAGACACAAAAAUGAAAAACUGCAAUAUAUAAAUAAUUAUAUAUGAAUGCCGCACCAUCCUUGGGUGGCACUGCUUCUGUUUUAGGAAUAAAGAGUCAACUUCA
Molecule: messenger RNA, 8091 nt
Organism: Carassius gibelio (silver crucian carp)
Lineage: Eukaryota; Metazoa; Chordata; Actinopteri; Cypriniformes; Cyprinidae
Product: mediator of RNA polymerase II transcription subunit 13-like
Exons: 29
Coding region: 537-7079 (2180 amino acids)
Biological process (GO): regulation of transcription by RNA polymerase II
Cellular component (GO): mediator complex
Molecular function (GO): transcription coregulator activity
Source: RefSeq, a predicted model, not a curated record